CUUUUCGAAGUUUUCCUUGGCAAACGACAUCUCUCCCGCCAGCAGCCACACCCCACCCCGACCACUCGAUCGAACGACUGAACGACCGACCGAACGAACGACAAACGAAUUCCCACACCCAGCAAAACCAAUCUUUCAACACUUCAAGUUAAUCCUUCAAGAUGGUUUUGGCCGAGGAUCUCCUUAACCCUUCUGCUGCCGCUGAGGCCCGCAAGCACAAGCUCAAGACUCUUGUCCCGGCUCCCCGAUCGUUCUUCAUGGACGUGAAGUGCCCCGGUUGCUUCAACAUCACCACGGUCUUCUCGCACGCGCAGACGGUCGUCAUCUGUGGAUCUUGCGCCACCGUACUCUGCCAGCCCACUGGUGGAAAGGCCCGUCUCACCGAGGGAUGCUCUUUCAGGAAGAAGUAGAUGUAGCGGGCGAGCGGGGUGGUCUCUUUUCCUUGCGCGUUCUCUCUACACGGGUUGGGGGGGAUGUUGUCUGAGGGAUAGGGAAAUAAUCA
This is a messenger RNA of Tricharina praecox, 502 nucleotides long. Its product is annotated as ribosomal protein S27-domain-containing protein. Gene Ontology annotation, molecular function: RNA binding; structural constituent of ribosome. Lineage: Eukaryota; Fungi; Ascomycota; Pezizomycetes; Pezizales; Pyronemataceae. Gene Ontology annotation, cellular component: cytosolic small ribosomal subunit; ribosome. The record is from RefSeq and is a predicted model, not a curated record. The transcript is spliced from 3 exons. Gene Ontology annotation, biological process: translation; ribosomal small subunit assembly. Bases 162 to 410 code for a protein of 82 amino acids.